ACAUAUAAAAUCACAGCACGUGCUAUUCACGAAGCAGUUGCACGACUUGCAGCUUGCAGGCGGUUACAAGCACAAUAUUAGGCAGCGUGAUGUAACAGUAUGAUAUAAUUAAUCGUGACCAAAAUAUACCCAUUCGCACUUGUCUCAUCAUUGAAAUAUGGACGCCGCAAAAAAAUUUGAUAAUCCAAACCCACGCAUGUCCGCAAAUGCAAUCAGUAAAUUGUUUUUCUGGUGGAUAGUAGGAUUAUUUUGGUAUGGAAAGGAUCAUGACUUGGAGAUGAAAAAUGUAUACAACACAUUGCCUGCUGAUAUGAGUGAGCUUUUGGGAAACAAACUAGAACAAUAUUGGAAAAAGGAAAUACAUACAGCUGAGAAAAAUGGCAGAAAACCUAAACUUUUGACUGCUAUAAGGCAAACAUUUAUGUGGUCUUUUCUUUAUUAUGGAGGAUGGAUUUUAUUUAUGACCUCUGUUUUAAGAGUUAUGCAACCAUAUUUGUUGGGUCUGCUCAUUUGGCAUUUUGAUCCACGAGCAACAUCUACUCAGAAAGAGGCAUAUCUCUAUGCAUUUGGUGUAAUAAUCAUAGGAAUAAUAGUAAUGUUAAUCAAUCAUCAUUCAUAUAUAGGUUUAUUAGAGAUUGGAAUGCGAGUGAGAAUAGCAAGUUCCUCUCUUCUAUACAGAAAGAUAUUACGUUUAUCAAAAUCUUCUACUACUACUCCAGGACAGAUCAUUAAUCUAUUAUCAAAUGAUAUGGCAAGAUUUGAUCAGCUAUUUACAUUCUUACAUUACAUUUGGAUUUUGCCUGUACAAGGUGCGAUAAUUGCAUUUUUGAUAUGGCAAAACGUCGGCAUUGCUUCAUUGGCCGGCAUAUUUCUGAUAACAAUUCAAACUAUUCCACUUCAAGGAUAUAUAAGUAAGUGGACUUCAAAAUUGCGUUUAAAAAGUGCAGUGAGAACUGACGAGAGAGUUCGUUUGAUGUCUGAAAUAAUCAGUGGUGUACAAGUUAUCAAAAUGUACACUUGGGAAAAACCAUUUGAAGAGCUAGUUAAUUGCAUGAGAAAAUAUGAAAUCGAUGUUCUUACAUUAAUGUCAUACCUAAGAGGUUUCACUUUGGCCACGUUUGUUUUCACGGAAAGAACAACAUUAUAUUUCACUAUUAUGGCUUAUGUAUUAUUUGGAUAUUCGAUAUCUGCUGAUAAAGUAUUUUCAAUGGCACAAUACUUUAACAUUCUUCAACUUACUAUGGCAAUAAUAUAUCCUCUAGCUGUAGCAGCUGUUGCUGAAACAGCUGUGUCUAUAAAAAGAAUCGAAAACUUCCUUUUAUUAAAUGAAAACGUUUCAUUAGUACAAUCACUGUCAGUUAAUGGAAUGAGUAUCUUAAUGAAAAACGUUAAUGCUUCAUGGACAACGACCGCAAUUGUGAAUACAUUACAUAAUAUUAACAUUCAAAUUAAAACUGGAAAACUUUAUGUUAUUGUUGGUUCUAUAGGCGCAGGAAAGAGUUCUUUUCUACAAGCAAUUUUAGGCGAACUGAAACCAUCGCAUGGUCAGAUACAUAUAAAUGGCAAAAUAUCGUAUGUUAGUCAAGAACCAUGGUUGUUUGCUGGCACAAUACGAAAUAAUAUUUUAUUUGGUCAACCUUACGAUAAAGAUAAAUAUCAGACAGUAGUAAAAGUGUGUGCUCUUGCAAGAGAUUUUGAAGAACUUCCAUAUGGUGACAAGACCUUGAUCAGUGAUAGAGGUACGGUGCUUAGCGGCGGACAACGUGCGAGAAUUAAUUUAGCAAGAGCCGUUUAUAGGGACGCUGAUAUUUACCUUUUUGAUGAUCCUUUAUCAGCUGUUGAUACUAAUGUUAGCAAACAUUUGUUUGAUGACUGCAUAAAUAAUUACUUAAAAGAUAAAACGAGAAUUCUUGUGACUCAUCAAUUACAAUACUUGAAACAGUGCGAUUAUAUUAUUAUUUUGAAUAAUGGUCAAAUUGAGAAUGAAGGCACAUUUAAGACUCUUCAAGAAGAAAAUGCAAACUUUUUAGAAAUCUUAUCAAGAAAUGAAGAAAUUAACGAAGAGAGGAGAGAAUCAUUAAAAAUUGACACAAAUCUUACACCUGAAAUAACACAAAAUGCUAAUAAUGACGAAGUAGACGAGAUCGAACCUGAAGAAAUUGAAGAACUUUUAGCCAAAGGAAGUUUAUCAAAAUCGCUUUACUGGAAAUAUAUUCGUAGCGGCGCAUCUAUCAUCAUGAUCGUUAUCUUUCUAUUUUGCAUGAUUUUGGGACAAAUUGGAAGUAGCGGUUGUGACUAUUGGGUUGGUUAUUGGACGAAUCAGGAAGAAAUGCGUAUUAUGGCUACCCGCGACCAGCAAUAUAGUACAGCGAAUAAUUUUACAAUUUCACCUUUUAUACCGAAAUCUAUUAGACAAAUAGACAAUAUCUCAGAGACAAAUAAUGAAUUCACUCAAGUUUCCAUAACCACAGAGCAUUGGGAAGAUCAAUCCAAUGAUACUGCAUUGCCACAAAAUUUUAUUUCCAAUAAUACUGCCAUUAUAGAUAAAGAUGCUCAUUAUCUUGACACAAAUACAGCCUUAUGGAUUUAUGGAGGUUUUAUUAUCAUCAGCGUUGUAAUGACAACGUGUCGGAAUCUGAUCUUUUAUAAAAUAUGUAUGAAUGCUAGCAAAAAUUUGCAUAACUUUAUGUUUUCGUGCUUACUCAAAGCGCCCAUGUCAUUUUUUAAUACCAAUCCGUCAGGUCGAAUUUUGAAUCGUUUCUCAAAAGAUAUUGGUACUGUGGAUGAAAUUUUGCCUAGGACCAUGAUAGAGGCCCUUCAAAUUUUCAUAGUAAUGAUUGGAAUUAUAACACAAGUACUUAUUAUCAAUUGGUGGAUCUUAUUCCCUACAAUCAUUAUGAGUAUUUUAUACAAUGAGAUAAGAAAGUUUUACAUUUCGACAGCACAGACUAUAAAACGAUUAGAGGGAAAUGCCAAGAGCCCCGUUUUUUCGCACGUUAACUCUACAUUGUCGGGUCUAAUGACAAUACGUUCUGCUGGUGCUCAGGAAAUGGUUCGCAAGCAAUUCGACGAACACCAGGAUUUACACACUAGUACUUACUCGUUAAUUAUCGCAACUGGUACAAUGUUCGGUUUUGCGCUAGAUGUAGUCACUAUUGGUUUCAUUACCGUCGUUACAUUUAGCUUUGUCGCAUUCGACGACGGAAAUACCUUCGCUGGGAAUGUCGGUUUAGCUAUUUCACAAGUGCUCAUUUUAUGCGGUAUGAUGCAAUAUGGAAUACGUCAAACGGCCGAAACGAUCACGCAGAUGACAAGCGUGGAAAGAAUAUUCCAAUUCACUAAGCUCGAGCAAGAGGGCCCAUUUGAAAGUAAUCCCACGAAUAAACCAUCAAGUAAUUGGCCCACCGAGGGAGAGAUUAAAUUCAAUUGUGUUUCUCUUCGAUAUGCCGAAUCAGAGCCACCCGUUCUUAAAUCUUUAAAUUUCGUCAUAGAACCGGGCAUGAAAAUUGGAAUAGUGGGUCGCACCGGAGCUGGGAAAUCUUCUUUAAUCUCCGCUUUGUUCCACAUGACGAAAUUCGAAGGCGCUAUUUUCAUCGAUAACGUUGACACGAAGAACGUCGGUCUUCAUGAUUUGAGAGACAAAAUCUCCAUAAUACCGCAGGAACCAAUGUUAUUCUCUGCUACGCUAAGAGAUAAUCUCGAUCCCUUUCAUAAAUUUCACGAUGCCGAUUUAUGGAAUGCUUUGGAAGAGGUGGAACUGAAGAAAGCAAUGGCUUCUUUGGACCAUUGCAUUGAACAGAACGGCGGUAACUUAAGCGCAGGACAACGACAAUUAAUUUGUCUGGCGCGUGCUAUUUUACAAAAUAAUAGAAUUCUUGUGCUCGAUGAAGCUACCGCAAAUGUCGAUCCUACAACGGACGCACUUAUACAAACUACGAUCCGAAAGAAAUUUAAAACUUGCACAGUAUUAACAAUAGCACAUAGAUUAAAUACAAUAAUGGAUAGCGAUAAAGUACUAGUAAUGGAUCAUGGUCAAAUGUUAGAAUUUGAUCACCCGUAUGUUCUGUUACAAAAUGAAAAGAGUCACUUUAGUGCCAUGGUACAAGAAACUGGAAAAUCGAUGACCGAACAACUUAAACAAUGUGCUAGAAAGGCUUAUGAGGAACAGCAUAAAUUCGUAUAAUUUCUACAAGAUUCUUCAGUUUCUUUUUUUUAUCUAAAACAGAGGAAAUUUACUUAUCUUCUUUUGUACUUAGUUUUUUGGCCCAAGAUUCUUAAUUUCUUUAUUUUAUAAUUUGUUAGAGAUUAAUAAUUUAAUAAAUCCAUUUUAAUAUAUG
Messenger RNA from Camponotus floridanus (Florida carpenter ant), 4337 nucleotides. RefSeq names its product multidrug resistance-associated protein 4. Gene Ontology annotation, cellular component: membrane. NCBI's taxonomy places the organism in Eukaryota, Metazoa, Arthropoda, Insecta, Hymenoptera, Formicidae. Gene Ontology annotation, molecular function: ATP hydrolysis activity; ATP binding; ABC-type transporter activity. Gene Ontology annotation, biological process: transmembrane transport. The coding region runs from base 158 to 4183 and encodes 1341 amino acids. The transcript has 18 exons. The record is from RefSeq and is a predicted model, not a curated record.